GUUCCCGAGGAGGUGCUCGAGAAUCCCCGAGCUAGGAGGCGCCGAGUAUGCCCAGCGCGGGAGAUGAUCCGGGGAGAUCGGUUGUUCGGAAGGAUCUCUGGUACGUUGCCCACUGCCGGCUUAUAUAUCGUUCCGCGCGGCUGGACGCACCAAUCAGCGCGCGCGGACGGGCCGGCUAGAAUGGGAGCGCUUUCGGAACGCGGCGCGUAGCGCGUCGGUCGCGCGCGGUAGCACGCGGUGGUCUUGAUGGCAGAGAACGAGACGUAACUGACGUGAUGUGACGUGACGUGACUUUGAGUAAGGCAGAGAAAAGCCGUAAAGACGUACGACGUGUUGUGUUGAAUGUCUGAUGAUCUAUUAAGUGCGCGGAGAGACGAGGUUAAUCCACACUUUUCCCUGCUAUAUAUACUACAAUUAUUAUAAACGUACAUGUUUUUCUGGAUUGACGAGUUUUGUAUCUUAAAAAUAUUCCACUACUUUGAUGCAGAAUAGUAUUGCAUUAGAAUAACCUGCAGCGAGCGAACUACAUCAACUACAACUUACUCAUUAAGCUAUCUCUGUACAGUUGCAUUUUUUUUCGGUCUCCCAAUCUUAUUUAUUUGCUUUUUCAGUAGAAUAUUUAGUUAUUUUGAAAGUGAUACAAAAAUAAAAAUGUUGGAUCAUUCACGUAUUGUCAAAUUUUGAUGAUUCACCUGUAACGAACACAGAUAGGUAAAAUAUGAUUUAAUUAAUUAAUAAGUAAUUAAGAAGUGUUAUUCCUUUUCAAUGCUUACAAUAUGCUUAUAACUAAUAAAAAAAAUGAGCAGUGAUAGUGAAUUUAUAAUUCUGGUAAUGAAUUGGAUAAUUACAUAUGUUUUGUUAAGACGUAAAAGAAAACAAAUUAGAUGGUUAAAUAGGCGAUGGCUUGUGAGUCUUAUUAAUACAAUGAGGAUUCAAUAUGGAGAUUAUAAUAACUUAUUUCAAAAACUAAAAGAUGAUCCUGCAUUAUUUUAUCGUUAUACCAGAAUGACAUUGGCACAUUUUCAGCAAUUAGUACAAAUGACAGAACCAUAUUUGAUAAAGAAAAGCUCUCGUGCUUUAAUACCAGAACUACGACUUUUAAUAACUCUAAGAUAUCUUGCCACAGGUGAUUUACCAUUGACUGUAGCUUUGGCAUUUAGAGUUGGUGAAUCCACAGUAAGAGAAGUGGUAAAAGAAGUUUGUAAUAUUUUGAUUAAGAUUUUGGAACCAUUAUAUCUUUCUCCACCUAUAAAAGAAGAUUGGAGAAUAUGUUUUCAUGGAUAUUGGAAGAGAUGGAACAUUCCAAAUUGUGCGGGUUCCAUAGAUGGCAAACAUAUUAGAUUACGCUGUCCUCCAAACUCUGGAAGCUUGUAUUUUAAUUAUAAAAAAUUUUAUAGUGUGGUUUUAUUGGCAGUAUCUGAUCAUUUAUACAGAUUUACAUUAGUUGAUAUUGGAGCAUUUGGAGGAACUAGUGACGGAGGCAUUUUCAAUAACUGUGAUAUAGGAAAAAACUUAGAAAAUAAUAGAUUAAAUUUACCAAAAGAACCUAUAAACCUUCCUAAUAGCAAUUUAAAAACACUUUCUAGAGCACGAAGAACAGUUGAAAGUGCUUUUGGAAUUUUUUCGAAUAAAUGGAGAAUAUUCCACACAGCUAUUAGUAUGCUACCAGAAACCGCUGAUGUAAUUGUAACAGCUUCAGUUUGUCUACACAAUUAUAUACUGAAAGAGGAGCAACGCAGUGGAACUAAAAUGUAUAGUCAAGAACAAAUUUCUGAUAAUAAUGAAAACCAAAAUUCACCCUGGAUCAAUAUACCAAAUAAUCUUCAAGAAGAUAACGUACAAACUGCCGAAAUUCAAAGAAAUAUUUUGAGUGAUUAUUUUAUUUCUGAAGUUGGACAAGUGGAAUGGCAACAUGACUAUGUUCAAAGAGGUGUACAUGCAGACGAAUAAAUUUUUUUUUUUUAAUUUAAUUUUUAUGAUAUGUCUUACAAAACUAUUAAAAUUAUACAUUUAUACUCAGUCAAUUAUACUCAAAAGAGUAUAAUACAUCACAGACACAAAUACUGUUUGAUACAAUUUUUUAAAUAAACUAGUAAUUAUUUUGUUUCAUAAAAAUUUUAAAAUAAAAUAUAAAUGUUAUAUCUUUACAAUAAAAAAAUAAUAAUACCUAUUUGUACUGUCACAAGUACAAUGUAUGUAAAGAUUUUUUAAAAUAUUUAAUUCUUAUUUUAAUAAUGGCAUAGUAAGAGUAUCUAUAACCAUCUUUCUUUUUUCAUAAAAUCUUCAAAAUUAAACAAAAUGUUAUAUAUUUACAACAACAAAAAACAAUGUCUAUUUGCACUUUUAAAAUAAGUUUUCUUAAAAUAUAUAAUCCUUAUUGUUCUAAUAAUGGCAUAGUAAGUAUAUCUUUGAUCAUCUUUCUUCUCUAAUAAAAACUUCGAAACAUAA
Solenopsis invicta (red fire ant) is the source of this 2448-nucleotide messenger RNA. RefSeq names its product protein ANTAGONIST OF LIKE HETEROCHROMATIN PROTEIN 1-like. The coding region runs from base 799 to 1950 and encodes 383 amino acids. Lineage: Eukaryota; Metazoa; Arthropoda; Insecta; Hymenoptera; Formicidae. The record is from RefSeq and is a predicted model, not a curated record. The transcript has 8 exons.